Molecule: messenger RNA, 1740 nt
Organism: Pistacia vera
Lineage: Eukaryota; Viridiplantae; Streptophyta; Magnoliopsida; Sapindales; Anacardiaceae
Product: ankyrin repeat-containing protein ITN1-like
Exons: 5
Coding region: 1-1740 (579 amino acids)
Molecular function (GO): protein binding
Source: RefSeq, a predicted model, not a curated record
AUGGAUACAACGAUUGCAUCACAAAAUCAGCUGUCUCAUGAAGAAAUAGUUGAGAUUAGGACAUCUCUUCCUCAAGAUCAAGAUGUUACGUACAAGUUUAAUGUGACCGUAUCGGUGGACUCUUCCACCAUAGAAGAAGAAACAGUGCUACUGUUGCAAAAUUCUAUCUCAUUCUCGGAAGAAAUUGAAAGGAGAAAUAGGCACUUCAAAUUGUACGUGGCUACAUUGAAUGGUGAUUGGAACACUGCCGAAAGAAUUUAUGAGGAAGAUAAUAUUGAUGCACAAGUUAAGCUAUCAAAGGAUGGGAACACCGCUCUACAUGUUGCAGCUGCAGCAAGGCACACUGGUUUUGUGAAAAAGCUGCUUGAAAAAAUGAAUAAAGAGGAUUUAGCCGUAAAAAACAAUGCUGGCAAUACGGCCUUUUUUCUUGCAGCUGCGUCCAAAAGGGUUGAAAUUGUCAAGGAUAUGAUGGAGAAGAACAAAGACAUAGUAAAGAUUAGAGGAGACAAUAGUAUGUUACCGCUUCACAAGGCAGCUCUAGUGGGAGACAGAGACAUGGUGGAGUACCUUUAUGAAGCCACGGGAGAUGAGUUGUUAGAUAGUAAUGAUCGCUUCGAAUUGCUUGUCAAUCUGAUAAACCAUGGUUUGUAUGCUAGUGGUCAAGAGAUUCCCGAGUCAGCUUUUGAACUAGUCGAAUGUCUUUGGAAACAAGUUAUGCUUCUGGAUGACUCCCGGAUUUUGGAAAUUAUUAGAAAACCCCGGUCUCUAAUAUUCGAGGCUACAAAACAAGGAAACCUUCGGUUCCUAAACAUAAUUUUCUGCACAUAUCCUGACCUAAUGUUUGAAGUUAACGAAAAUCUUUACACCAUACUUCAUUUUGCUGUUAUGUAUCGUCGCCGUGGAAUUUUCAGCAUGGUGUGUGGCAUCGAUCAAUUUAAGGAUUUGGUAGUUCGUGACACAGAUGAAGAAGGGAACAAUAUCUUGCAUUUGGCUGCAAAGUUGCCACCAGUAGAUAGACCCGAUGUUGAAUCACUUGCAUUACAUUUUAAAAUGAAAUGGGAGAUGGGGUGGUUCAAGGAAGUGAAGAGAAUUUUACAUCCAGUGGUAGCUGAAGCUAAAAAUAAUGAAGGGAAAACUCCUAGAGCUUUAUUUACUGAACAACACAAAGAGUUAAGGGAAAAAGCUGAAAAAUGGACCAAGGACAUUGCGAAUGCAUGCAUCAUGGGGUCAGCACUUAUUGCCACCGUGGUUUUCGCUGCACUUUUCACUGUACCAGGUGGCACCAAUGAAAACACAGGGACUCCACAUUUUGUUCGAAGAGCUUCCUUCGUAGUUUUUGCAAUAUCAGAUACUUUAGCAUUACUAUUGUCAUGUUUGUCCCUAGUAAUGUUCCUAGUUGUUAUCUCUUCCCCAUGUGAAGAAGCAGAUUUCUUUGCGCGGGUACCUCUUGAUUUGGCUUUGGGAUUAAGCUUUCUUCUAUCCUCCGUAAUAGCAAUGAUGGUAAUGUUUUCUGCAACUAUGUUCAUUGUCUUCAAAGAUGGGAUGCUAUUGAUGCCUAUUCUUUUUACGGUAACGGCUAUUUUCACAAUCUCCAUGUACGUGCAUAAAACUAGUACUGCCUCUGGAGAAGUGUUACAUUGGGUCCUUGAAAACUGGUGGCAUUAUUUACUUACUGUACAUCAAUGUAAUAUAACAAAUGAGUCGCUCAUUGUUUCUUAUUAUGAAUGUUAUAAGAAGUAA